This is a messenger RNA of Stegastes partitus (bicolor damselfish), 508 nucleotides long. RefSeq names its product ribosomal protein L35a (gene rpl35a). The transcript is spliced from 5 exons. The record is from RefSeq and is a predicted model, not a curated record. Gene Ontology annotation, cellular component: ribosome. Lineage: Eukaryota; Metazoa; Chordata; Actinopteri; Pomacentridae. The coding region runs from base 94 to 426 and encodes 110 amino acids. Gene Ontology annotation, biological process: translation. Gene Ontology annotation, molecular function: structural constituent of ribosome.
GUUUACAGUAAUUUCCCGGCGUCCCUUGCGGCCUUCCUUUUCCUCCAUCUUUCUGGAACUUUAAGCAGGUGAACUCACCUGAAGAAGACGAAAAUGCCUGGAAGACUGUGGAGUAAGGCCAUCUUCACCGGCUACAAACGUGGUCUGAGGAACCAGCGCGAGCACACGGCCCUCCUGAAGCUGGAGGGAUGCUACACCAGAGACGAGGUUGACUUCUACCUGGGCAAACGCUGCGCCUACGUCUACAAGGCCAAGAAGAACACCGUGACGCCCGGCGGUAAACCCAACAAGACCAGAGUGAUCUGGGGGAAGGUGACCAGAGCUCACGGCAACAGCGGGAUGGUCAGAGCCAAGUUCAGCAGCAACCUGCCGGCUAAAGCCAUCGGACACAGAGUCAGAGUGAUGCUGUAUCCUUCUCGGGUCUAAGGAGGAAACCAUCGUCUCUGCUGUUGUUGUUGUUUGUACAGAAACAAUAAAGUGAUCGAUAAUGUGAUCGGGUCCAAAGCUG